This is a messenger RNA of Silurus meridionalis, 786 nucleotides long. It is a transcript of the gene efcab1, whose product is annotated as EF-hand calcium binding domain 1. The coding region runs from base 54 to 698 and encodes 214 amino acids. The record is from RefSeq and is a predicted model, not a curated record. NCBI's taxonomy places the organism in Eukaryota, Metazoa, Chordata, Actinopteri, Siluriformes, Siluridae. Gene Ontology annotation, molecular function: calcium ion binding. The transcript has 6 exons.
GUUUCCAUGGUAACCGAGUGUCAACAUCGUGAGUUGGUGAAUGCGCUUCCAACAUGGCAGAGAUGUCUGCACUGAGCAGGAAGUUAAUCCAAAACAUGGCUGAAACCUUGUCUAAACAAGUGAAACACUUUAAUAAAACUGAAACGGAGUGCCUGAUCCGGUUGUUUAACACACUCCUGGGAGAAAAGACCGAGAGCAAAGCGACACACGGGUUGGACCGAGGCAAAUUCCGCAACAUCCUGCACAGCACAUUCGGACUCACCGAUGACAUGAUAAUGGACCGAGUAUUUCGCACCUUUGACAAGGACAACGAUAGCAGCCUCAGUGUUAAAGAGUGGAUAGAAGGACUAGCGGUCUUCCUCCGAGGGACGUUAGACGAGAAAAUAAAAUUCUGUUUUGUCGUGUACGACCUGAACGGAGACGGCUACAUAUCUCGAGAGGAAAUGUUCCACAUGCUGAAGAACAGCCUGAUCAAACAGCUGACUGAGGAAGACCCUGAUGAAGGAAUUAAGGAUCUGGUGGAAAUAGUACUGAAGAAAAUGGAUUACGACCAUGACAGCAGAAUUUCAUUUUCCGACUUCAGUAAUGCUGUGAGAGAUGAAAAUCUGCUACUGGAAGCUUUUGGACCUUGUCUUCCUGACCUAAAGAGCAUACAGGCAUUUGAGCAACAUGCAUUCCAGGAUACAUCAAGAACCUAAAUCACUCAAAUCCACAACAAAGCCAAAUGCAGCUCCUGUAUGUGUUAUGAUGUUUAGAAUGGGAUUAAAUUCUUCUCCUUGGCUUUGC